Eruca vesicaria subsp. sativa (arugula) is the source of this 1718-nucleotide messenger RNA. NCBI's taxonomy places the organism in Eukaryota, Viridiplantae, Streptophyta, Magnoliopsida, Brassicales, Brassicaceae. The record is from the annotation of a GenBank genome assembly.
AUGACGUCAGACGGAGCUACAUCGACGUCAGCAGCAGCUGCAGCAGCAGCUGCGGCGGCGAGGAGGAAACCAUCGUGGAGGGAGAGGGAGAACAAUCGGAGAAGAGAGAGGAGGAGAAGAGCUGUAGCAGCGAAGAUAUACACAGGACUAAGAGCUCAAGGAGAUUUUAAUCUCCCGAAACAUUGCGAUAACAAUGAGGUCCUCAAGGCUCUCUGUGCUGAAGCUGGUUGGGUUGUUGAAGAAGAUGGUACUACUUAUCGCAAGGGAUGCAAGCCUCUACCUAGUGAGAUAGGUGGGACAUCGUAUCCUCCUUACUCAUCUCAAAACCAAAGCCCUCUUUCCUCAGCCUUUCAGAGUCCCAUACCUUCUUACCAAGUCAGCCCUUCUUCCUCAUCUUUCCCCAGUCCUUCUCGUUGUGAACCUAACAACAACAGCUCCACCUUCUUCCCCUUCCUCCAAAACGGAGGCAUUCCUACCUCUCUUCCUUCUCUCAGAAUCUCAAACAGUUGUCCCGUUACUCCACCCCUCUCAUCUCCAACUUCCAAGAACCCUAAACCCUUACCCAACUGGGAAUCUAUUGCUAACCAGUCCAUGGCCAACGCUAAGCAUUCAAUGGCGUCUUUUAACUAUCCUUUCUAUGCUGUUUCUGCACCUGCUAGUCCAACUCAUCGCCAGUUUCAUGCUCCGGCUACUAUACCUGAGUGUGAUGAGUCUGACGCCUCCACUGUUGACUCUGGUCAUUGGAUAAGCUUUCAGAAGUUUGCUCAGCAACAACAACAACAGCCUUUCUCUGGCUCUUUGGUGCCAACUUCUCCCACUUUCAAUCUUGUGAAACCUCCUCCCGUGCCUCACCAUAUGUCUCCAAAUGCUGUUGCUGCUGGUGUGUUCCAAGAGAUUGGUCAAAGCUCUGAGUUUAAAUUUGAGAGUAGUAGCCAAGUUAAGCCGUGGGAAGGAGAGAUGAUACAUGAUGUUGGUAUGGAGGAUCUGGAGCUUACACUUGGAAACGGAAAGGCUCGUGGUUAGACUUUGAACACUUGAAAGUGAGAAGAAGCUAUUAUUCUUCUUUCAGGUAUCUGGAUCCUUAUGGAAUAUCAAUUGUUCAUCAGUUACUAUCCAAACAUGCGGCACAUACCCUUCUCUCCAUGGAAGCAUUGGAGUGUUAAGUGUCAUUGUUCAAUUCAUGAAUUUGAUUUCAAAAAGCAUUAUUUGUAGAUAAGAUAUGUAUUAUUCUGUUCCCUUACAGAUGUUCAAUCCAUGCCGUUGUGUGUUGUCUUGUCAAAAAUUGAUUACUGGUGUAUCACCCACCUCCCCAUUGUGCCUCUCAACAUCAAAGAUCCAAAAUUUGCGGAACAUGCUUUUUACAACAAUGUGUAAAUUCUUUAUAUGUACUUGCAAUUUCAAUAUUUUUUUGUCAACAACUAACCAAUAUUAUCAAAUAUCUGGUUAUACAAAGCUAGCUAGAAGAAUAACACAAUCAAUGAACACAAGCUAGCUACAUAAGCUAAAUCGUGGAGAUAUAAGGCAAGAUUGCCAAACCCACCACCAUAGUUAUUUUUUUUCUGAAGUGUUAAGGAUUCAAUAGCAUUUUGUGAUCACAAAGAUGAUAAAUCCUAAGGAAGAUUCAAAAGGGUCACCAGUAUCCUUUUCCUAGGCAGUUGAGACAUCUUUGUACCCUGCAAUACCACAAAAGAAACAAACCAGACUUUUCAGUUCUGUCA